GAGAGCGCAGGGCGAGAAGGUCUGAGUAAGGAGGACGUCGAUACCAUGCAGAAAAUCGGAUUUUUUAAACCACAUGAAAAGCCUCCCUAUCAAAGCCGUUAAUGAGGGAAUAGGUGGUUUGGUGAAGAACACUCUGCCAUCAUGGGGAUUCACUUAACUUCAGUACUUGUGCUCAUGCAGCUCUGUGGCUGCAUAGCAAACCAAAGGCUGGGAGAGACGGCAUUGCCUGUGCAGUUCACUCACUCUGUUUACAAUGCCACCAUAUAUGAGAACUCAGCUGCUAAGACCUAUUUAGAAACUCCAUUAAAGAUGGGCAUUUAUCUCACAGACCCAAGCUGGGAAAUACGGUACAAGAUUGUGUCGGGAGACAACGAGAACCUCUUCAAAGCUGAGGAUUACAUGUUGGGAGAUUUUAGUUUCCUGCGAAUAAGGACCAAAGGUGGGAGCAGCGCCAUUCUCAACCGGGAGGUCAGAGACCACUAUCUGCUUAACAUCAAGGCUGUAGAGAAAAACACCAAUGCUGAGGCGCGAGCCAGAGUUCGAGUUAAGGUGCUGGACACCAAUGACUUGAGGCCACUCUUUUCGCCCACCUCCUACAGCAUCUCCCUACCAGAGAACACCGCCAUCAGGACCAGCGUGGCCAAGGUCACUGCCACUGAUGCUGACAUUGGAACUAAUGGCGAGUACUACUACAGCUUCAGGGAGUGGACUGAUAUGUUCGCAGUGCAUCCCACCAGUGGAGUUGUGACACUUACUGGAAAGCUGGAUUACUCUGAAACCAAGUCGUAUGAGCUGGAGAUCCUGGCUGUCGAUCGUGGCAUGAAACUGUAUGGGAGCAGUGGCUUCAGCAGCAUGGCUAAGUUGACGAUUAGAGUCGAACAGGCCAAUGAGCAUGCCCCUGUCAUCACAGCUGUCACGUUGGCUCCCUCAGACACAGACAAAGAUCCCACUUUUGCCAUAGUGAGUGUAGAGGAUGGAGACCAGGGUGCCAAUGGGGAGAUUGCAUCACUCAGUGUUGUGGCGGGGGAUCCCCUCCAGCAGUUCAAGGCUAUGCGGAUUAGCCCAGGGAGCAAGGAAUACAAAAUUAAAGCAGUUAAGGAUGUAGACUGGGAUAGUCAGCCGUUUGGAUACAACCUCACUCUACAAGCUAAGGACAAAGGAAAUCCUCCUCAGUUUUCAUCUGCUAAAGUUAUUCAUGUCACAUCCCCACAGUUCAAAGUGGGCCCCCCAAAAUUUGAGAGGCCCGUUUACCGUGUCAACAUCAGUGAAUUUGCACCACUCCACACACCAGUUGUUAUGGUCACAGCUGUGCCAAAAUAUCCACACGUGAAAUACACAUUCAGGCAGAAGAUGGAGAAAAAUCUUUUUGCCAUCAAUCCAGACACUGGACUUAUCACUACUGCUGGACCCAUCCGUGCUGACUUUGUCUCCAAAUUUGAGCUUGAAGUUGUCACUAGCGACAAAAAUGCAGCUACUAAAGUCAUAGUGGAUGUCACAGAUGUCAACAACAAUGCCCCGGAAUUCAAGCAGUCCUCAUACAAGGCCAGUGUUGAUGAGAAUAUGCCUGUAGGUACGAGUGUGCUAACCGUGAAGGCCACAGAUUUGGAUGGUGGUGAAAAUGGUUAUGUUACAUACAGCAUUGCUAAUGUCAACCCUCAGCCAUUUGUCAUUGACUAUUUCUCAGGGGUCAUCAGCACCUCAGAACAACUUGAUUACGAGCUCAUGCCACGGAUAUACAAUUUGAAGGUACGGGCCUCAGACUGGGGCUCACCUUUCCGCCGUGAGGUGGAGACGCCGGUCACAAUCACUUUGAACAAUCAAAAUGACAAUAAGCCCCUUUUUGAGAAUGUUGACUGUGAUGUAACUGUUCCAAGGGACCAUGGUGUUGGUGAGCAGAUUACUACUGUGUCUGCCAUUGACGCUGAUGAGCUGCAGCUUGUAAGGUACAGAAUUAAAGCUGGUAACGAAUUGGAUCUCUUUGACUUGAACCCCAACUCCGGUGUCCUUUCCUUAAGACAUCCUUUGACUGACGGUGAGGCAGCCAAAGUGUCCAUCCAUAGGUUACUAAUCAUUGCUAGUGAUGGAGAGCGUGAAACACAACCGAUGAUCAUGAACAUCACUGUCGUAACUUCACACAAGCCAGUUCAUGUCAAAUGCGUUGACACUGGUGUUGCCACAAUGCUGGCAGAGAAACUCCUUCAGGGCAGCAAAAUCCAUAGUCAGGUGGAACCCGAGGAACACUUUUUAGACACCCACUCAGUGAAUCGCUUCGCUCCACUAUUCAGUGACUCUUUCCCAAGUGUAAUUGAGGUGAAAGAGGAUCUGCCAGUAGGAGCUAGGAUUGUGCAUCUCUCAGCAUCAGAUGCAGACAGUGGUUUCAAUGGAAAACUAGUUUAUGUCAUCUCUGGGGGUGAUUCUGAGAGCCGCUUUGUGGUAGAGAUGGAUACUGGCUGGCUCCAAGUGUAUGCACCCCUAGACCGUGAGUCUAAGGAUCACUACACCCUUAACAUUACUGUAUAUGACUUAGGGAUACCCCAGAAGUCUUCAUCACGCCUCUUAGAUGUUACGAUUCUUGAUGCUAACGAUAAUGUCCCACAGUUCCUCAAGGAUAGCUACUCUAUAGAAAUUAGUGAAAGUACAGCAGUAGGGACAGAAAUCAUUCCAGUGCAGGCAAAAGAUAAAGACCUUGGAGAUAAUGGAGUGGUCAGGUACUCUAUUUUGGCUGACACCGGUCAAUUUGCUAUUGAUGAGGAGACAGGUAUUGUGAGUGUGAAAAAGCCUCUGGACCGAGAAAUACAUCCAAGUUUCACUCUGCGCAUUGCAGCACGCGACCAAGCCACUGCUGAACCACAGCUUGUGUCGACUGUGUUGCUCAAAAUUGUUCUGGAAGAUGUCAAUGACAAUCCCCCCAAGUUCAUCCCACCCAACUAUCGGGUAAAGGUACGCGAGGAUCUUCCCAUCGGUACUGUGAUUAUGUGGCUGGAGGCCCAUGACCCUGAUGUGGGACCCUCCAGUCAGGUACGAUACAGCCUGGUGGACAAUGGGGAAGGGAAAUUUGAAGUGGACAAACUCAGCGGUGCUGUGCGCAUCGUUCAGAACCUGGACUAUGAGAAGAAGCAGGUGUACAGCCUCACAGCGAAGGCCAAAGACAAAGGGAAGCCAAUGUCCUUGUCUUCUACCUGCCACAUUGAGGUAGAGGUGGUGGAUGUGAAUGAAAACCUUUACAGGCCUUGGUUUCCAUCGUUUGUGGAUAAAGGAUUUAUCAAAGAGGAUGUCCCCAUCGGUACAUCAGUGAUGAAAGUUUCUGCUCAGGAUGAGGAUAAAGGCCAAGACGGUGAAGUGCGAUACUCCAUAAGGGAUGGCUCAGGCCUCGGGAUUUUCUCCAUCGAUGAAGAGACUGGUGUCAUCCGCACCCAGGAGCUCCUGGAUCACGAGACCACGCCGCACUACUGGCUGACCGUCUACGCCAGCGACCGCGGGGUGGUUCCGCUCUCGGCCUUCGUCGAGGUCUACGUGGAGGUGCAGGACGUGAAUGACAACGCGCCGCAAACCACCGAGCCCGUCUACUACCCCACCGUGAUGGAGAACUCGCCCAAGGACCUGUCCAUCAUCCAGAUCGAGGCCUUUGACCCAGACAUGCGCUCCAGCGACAAGCUGUCCUACCGCAUCACCAGUGGCAACCCGCAAGGCUUCUUCGCCAUCCACCCCAAGACAGGUCUGGUCACCACUACCUCAAGGAAGCUGGACCGGGAACAGCAGAGCGAGCACAUUCUCGAGAUCACGGUGUCUGACUAUGGCGUGCCAGCCAAGUCUACAACAGUGCGUGUGGUGGUCCAGGUGCUGGACGAGAACGACAACAAGCCCCAGUUUCUGGAGAAGAUCUACAAGAUCAAGUUGCCCGAGCGGGAGAAGCCGGAGAAGGAGAGGGCCCUGAAGAGAGACCCCGUUUACCGCGUUAUCGCCUCCGACCGCGACGAGGGACCCAACGCCGAGAUCUCCUACAGCAUCGAGGAAGGCGACGAGCACGGCAAGUUCUUCAUCGAGCCCAAGACCGGCCUGGUGUCCUCCAAGAAGAUCUCCUCUGCAGGCGAAUAUGACAUCCUUACGAUCAAAGCUGUGGACAACGGGCGUCCCCAGAAAUCCUCCACCUGUCGGCUGCACGUCGAGUGGAUCGUCAAGCCCGCGCCGUCGGCCACCCCCCUGGCCUUCGAGGACUCCCCCCUCACCUACUCCGUCAUGGAGAGCGACCCCGUGGCUCACAUGGUGGGGGUCAUCGCCAUGGAGACCAUAGAGACGCCUGUCUGGUUUGAGAUCACAGGUGGGAACUACGACAGCCGCUUUGACGUGGGCAAGGCAAGUGGUACCAUCAUCGUGGCCAGGCCCCUCGACGCCGAGCAGAAAUCAAAUUACAACCUGACGGUGGAGGCAACAGAUGGAACCACAUCUAUCAGCACCCAGGUGCUGAUCCGAGUGAUCGACACCAACAACCACCGACCCCAGUUCUCUCAGCCCAAGUAUGAGGUGAGCAUAGCGGAGGACACGGCGCCGGACACGGAGGUCCUGCAGAUCAGCGCCACCGACCUGGACGAGAAGAACAAGCUGACCUACACGCUCCUGAGCAGCACCGACCCAUUCAGCCUGCGCAAGUUCAGACUGGACCCGGGAACCGGAGUGCUGUACACUGCCGAGAGACUGGACCACGAGACCAUGCGGACACACACGCUCACAAUAAUGGUCAGAGAUCAAGACAUCCCAGUGAAGCGAAACAUGGUGCGAGUCAUAGUCAACGUGGAAGACACCAACGACAACGCCCCUUGGUUUACCGGAAUCCCAUACGUGGGGCGCGUCUUUGAGUCGGCGACCGUCGGCUCGGCUGUCCUCCAGAUCACAGCCCUGGAUAAGGACAAGGGACAGAACGCCGAGAUUAUGUAUAGCAUCGAGUCAGGAAAUGUUGCAAAUUCAUUUGCCAUUGAUCCUGUCCUGGGAACCGUUACUGUGGCAAAGGAACUUGACCGGAAUAGUCAAAGCCAAUUCCAGCUGGUGGUGAAAGCAUCAGACAAGGGAACACCAUCCAUGAGUGCCACAUCAACAGUCGACAUUACUGUGACAAUCUCUGACAAUGCCACGCCAAGGUUUACAGAAAAGGAGUACUCUGCAGAAGUUAGCGAAUUAGCCCCGUCUGGAACCUUCGUACAUCUAGUUUCAGCUAGCAGUCAGUCAUCUGUCUUCUACCAGAUCAAGGAUGGGAAUAUUAACGGAGCUUUUGACAUCAACCCCAACUCAGGAGUAGUGAUAACUCAAAUGCCACUGGAUUAUGAGGCAACUCCUUCCUUCAAGCUCACCAUUCAGGGGACCAACAUGGCAGGACAGGCGAGCAACACCUCUCUGCUUGUCCAUCUGAAGGAUGAGAAUGACAAUGCACCGGUAUUCAUCCAGGAAGAGUUCAUUGGGAUAGUUACUGAGUCAGCACCUGUCAACAGUGUCAUUUUGACCAGAGACAAUACCCCAUUAGUUAUUCGAGCCGUAGAUGCAGACCAGGAUGCCAGCUCUCGUUUAAUCUAUCAGAUUGUGGAGCCAUUUGCCCAUAACUACUUUGCCAUAGACUCUAGCACAGGGGCAAUCAGGACCACCACUGAGUUGGAUUAUGAGCAGAGAAAUACUUUCCGCUUCACUGUACAGGUUCAUGACAUGGGAAUGCCCCGACUCUUUGCUGAGAAGGCUGCAAAUGUAACCAUCGAGGUUAUUGAUGUUAACGACUGCUCACCAAAGUUUAACCAGGACCAUUAUGAGACCUCAGUGUUAGUGCCGACAUACAAAGGGGUUGAGGUAGUUGCAGUCAAUGCCACAGACUCAGACUCUGGGCCUAAUGCCAGACUUAUCUAUUCCAUCUCAGAUGGCAAUAUUGGAGACAAGUUCAAAAUGGACCCCGUUUCCGGCAUCAUCUCCAUACAGAACGUCACACAGCUGAGAAGCAGGUACGAGCUCAGGGUAAGAGUGUCUGAUGGCAGGUUUGCUAGCACAGUUCCAGUAAAGAUCAAUGUUAAAGAGAACAAAGAGAGCACUCUGAAACUCAAGCAGACUUCAUACAAGGUCACAGUUCAAGAAAACUCUUUAGAAAAGAAGACUUUGGCUGUCAUCACCGCUGUUGGAAAUCAGGUCAACGAACCACUUUUCUUCACCAUUCUGAACCCUGAUAAGAGGUUUGAAAUUGGCCGCACCUCUGGAGCCCUGUCAACCACAGGCAUACCAUUUGACCGAGAAGAACAGGAUACCUAUGAUGUGGUGGUCGAGGUGACAAGGGAAGACUUAGAAGAUGUUGCCCAUGUUCUGGUGGUAAUAACUAUUGAGGAUUCUAAUGAUAAUCCACCCGUGUUUCUCAACCUACCAUACCAUGCCCUUGUCCAGGUAGAUGCACAAGUGGGCCAGGUCAUCCGACAAGUCACGGCUGCAGAUGCUGACAUUGGUAACAAUGCUGAGAUUUUUUAUCACCUACAAGAACAAAAUGACUAUGUCGAGAUAAGCCAGACCGGUGAAAUUUCCCUGAAAAGACAGUUUGAGAAAGAAUACCUGAACACUGAAUUUGUAGUAACUGUUGUCGCAAGAGACGAGGGUCAGCCAUCCCUUUCUGCCUCUGUAGAGGUCCCGAUUACUGUGGUGAACAAAGCCAUCCCAUUGUUUGAGAAGUCAUUCUACAGUCUGGAAAUUCCUGAGAACAUACAGUUGCUUACUCCAGUUGUGCAUGUUCAAGCUAAUGAAUCAGAAGGUCCUCGUAUUGUGUACACCAUCUCAGAAGGAGAUCCUCUCAGUCAGUUCGCCAUCAACUUUAACACUGGAGUUAUUCAGGUGAUUCAGCCGUUGGACUUUGAAACGCACCCGGCUUACAAGUUGAGUGUGAGUGCAACAGACUCUCUGACUGGUGCACAGUCCAGCGUGUUCGUCGAUAUUAUUUUGGAAGAUGUCAAUGACAACGCUCCGGUGUUCCAAGAUAAGUUCUAUGAGACAAGCCUCUCUGAAGCCUCAGUAAUUGGAACAAUUGUGUUGCAGGUCACUGCCACGGAUGCAGACACUGGAAACAAUAAAGUCAUCUUCUACCAGAUAAUAGAGGAAAAGGACAAGAGCUCAGAUUACUUCACUAUUGACCGUGACACUGGUGUCAUUUCGACAUCUCGGGCGCUUGACCAUGAAGAAAUGACCCGGCACAAGCUGACUGUGAGAGCUGUUGAUGGAGGAGUUCCCGCUCUCUCCAGUGAGGUUGUUGUCACAGUGCAUGUCACGGACUUGAAUGACAAUGCUCCAGUUUUCUCACAGAGAUUAUAUGAGGCCAGUGUCAGUGAACUGGCACCUCGUGAACACUUUGUCACCCAAGUGCAGGCGUCUGAUUCUGACAGCUCAGAUGCUGGCAAGUUGGAGUUCUCCAUUCUCUCCGGCAACGAAGCACAGAACUUUGCCAUGGACAAAAGUACUGGUGCCAUUAUCAUCUCUAACCACAGGAAACCACACAUGGAGCCUCUCUACAAUCUCAAUGUAUCUGUUUCUGAUGGCGUAUUUAGGAACUGGGCCCUUGUUAAAGUAACAACUGUUGGGGCUAACUUCCAUAACCCAACUUUCCCUCAAGUUGAUUACGUUGUUGAACUGCUGGAAAAUACCCCUGCAGGCACCUUGGUUGCAGAGGUUGAGGCAAAUGAUGAUGAUUCAGGAACCUAUGGACAGCUGACCUACCAUAUUUUAAAUGACUUUGCGAAAGACAAGUUCUCUGUUAAUGAAAGAGGCCAGAUCUUUACUUUGGAGAGCUUGGAUCGUGAGAAUCCCCUUGAGAGGGUCAUCCCAAUCUCUUUGAUGGCCAAAGACGGUGGAGGAAAGGUGGGCUUCUGCACCAUUAAUGUCAUCCUUACGGACAUCAAUGACAACACACCUCAGUUCAGGGCCGCAGAGUACAGGGUGAAUGUUGCCUCAGAUGUCCCCAGAGGAACCUCGGUGGUUAAAAUCAUGGCGUCGGAUACAGAUGAAGGAAGCAAUGCUGACAUCACCUAUGCGAUAGAGGCUGAUUCUGAGAGCGUGCAAGAGAACUUUGAGAUCCAUCCACUCACAGGAAUCAUUGUGACUAAAGAGAGUCUCGUUGGAUUGGAGAAUGACCUCUACACCUUCUAUGUGAGGGCAAAGGAUGCAGGAAACCUCUCGAAACAGUCUCUUGUCCCGGUCUAUAUCCGAAUUCUUGCCCCAGAGGUGUCUGUACCAAAAUUCGUUGAGCCUCACUACAGAUUCCCCAUCGAUGAAGAUCUCCCGAUUGGUUCAGAAAUUGAUGUCAUCCAGGCCGAGAGUGAACAGGCUGUCGUCUACAGCCUGGUGAAGGGAAACACCGUAGAGAGUAAUCUAGAAGACAUCUUUGUAAUCGACAGAGAAAGUGGGUCCCUGAAGUUGGAAAAGAGCUUGGAUCAUGAGACAACCAAAUGGUACCAGCUUACACUGCAGGCUCAGAGUGAGAACGAAGUAGGAGAGGUUGUAUCCUCUGUGGAUAUCAACAUUCAGGUUAAAGAUGUCAAUGACAACCAGCCUCUUUUUGAGGCAAACCCCUAUGAAGCAGUUGUGGUGGAGAACCUCCCAAGUGGAACCUCUGUGAUCCAAGUGAAAGCUACAGAUCUGGAUUCUGGCACCAACGGUCAGGUAGUGUACAGCCUGGACUCAACCCAAGAGUCGGCAGAGAUUGCCGAGCUUUUUGCCGUCAACAGCGAGACGGGAUGGGUGACGACGCUGAAGGAGCUGGACCGCGAGAAAAAGAGCAAGUACACUGUGGCUAUCCUAGCCACUGACCGUGGGGAAAAAGUACAGCUGGUGGCCAGUACCAAGGUGGAGGUGAUGGUGGCAGAUGUGAACGACAACCCACCCCGCUUCACGGCUGAAAUCUACAAGGGCACUGUGAGUGAAGAUGACCCACCACCGAGUGGGGUGAUAGCCAUCCUUAGCACAACUGACGCUGAUGCAGAGGACAUCAACAAACAAGUCAACUACUUCAUCACAGGAGGCGAUCCCCUGGGACAGUUUGCCAUCGAGCAUAUCCAGAAUGAGUGGAAGGUGUCUGUCAGGAAGGCCCUGGACCGUGAGGAGAGAGACAAUUACCUGCUGAACAUCACUGCCACUGAUGGGACCUUUGUAGCCAAGGCUGUGGUCGAGGUCAAGGUGCUGGAUGCCAAUGACAAUAGCCCUGUGUGUGAGAAGUCGCUCUACGCUGAGUCCGUUCCAGAGAACGCUUCUCCAGGCAGGCUGAUUCUGCAAGUCUCUGCCACCGACGCGGAUAUCCGCUCCAACGCCCAGAUCUCUUACGAGCUGGUGGGACGCAGCGCACAGCACUUCACCAUCGACCCAGACACAGGUGAGCUGAAGACGCUGCAGCCCCUGGACCGAGAAGAAGAGGCCGUUCACCGGAUGAAGGUGCGGGCCCUGGACGGUGGGGGUCGGUACUGCGAGGCUGAUGUGGAGAUUACGGUAGAGGAUGUGAAUGACAACGCUCCGCAAUGCUCAUCGAACCCCUACACCAUCACGGUCUUUGAGAACACUGAGAUCCACACCAUCGUGGGACGUCUACAGGCCACAGAUGCUGACGCAGGCUCCAACGCCGAGGUGGCGUUCUCCCUGGCCGACUCGGCCGACGGCACCUUCUCGGUGGACGAGCGGAGCGGCCUGCUGCGCCUGGAGCAGCCGCUGGACCGCGAGCUGCGCUCCGUCUACGCGCUGCGGGCGCGCGCCACCGACCUGGGCUCGCCGCGCCGCCUCUCGGCGCUCUGCGACGUCAUGGUGUCCGUGCUGGACAUCAACGACGACCCGCCCGUCUUCGAGCGCCGCGAGUACGCCGCCACGCUGGCCGAGGACGUGACGGCGGGCGCCCAGGUGCUGCGCGUGCACGCCACCAGCCGCGAGAGAGAGGGCUCCAACGAGAUCGCCUACGCCAUCGUCAGCGGCAACGAGCGCGGCGCCUUCCGUGUGGACCCCUCAACUGGUGACAUCUUUGUGAUUGAGAGUCUGGACUACGAGACCUGCCACGAGUUUUACCUGACGGUGGAGGCCACGGACGGGGGCACCCCGCCGCUAAGCGACAUGGCCACCGUCAACAUCAACCUGACGGACGUCAACGACAACAGCCCCCUCUUCAGCCAGGGGGUCUACUCUGCUGUGGUCAGCGAGGACUCCGAGCUCGGGAAGACUGUUGUGGUGGUCAUGGCAGACGAUUGCCGACGGGCCCUCCUUCAACCAGUACGCUACUCCAUCAUCGACGGUAACCAGGGCAACCCCUUCACGAUGGACGCGCUGCGAGGAGAGGUGAAGGUGGCUCGGGCGCUGGACCGAGAGAAGACCUCUGGCUACACUCUGACAGUGCUGGCAUCAGACAGUGAACCACCAAGAUCCAGCAGCGCCACAGUCAACGUGGACGUGUCGGAUGUGAACGACAACCCGCCGCUUUUCUCUCAAGCCAACUACACGCUCAUCAUCCAGGAGAACCGGCCAGUGGGCACCAGCGUUCUGCAGCUGACCGUGACGGACCGCGACGCCUCGCACAACGGCCCGCCGUUCACCUUCUCCAUCGUCGGCGGCAACGAGGACAACGCCUUCGAGAUCAACCCCCAGGGGGAGCUGCUGGCCGCUGCUCCUCUGAGCCGCCAGGCCAAAGACCAGUACCUGCUGCAGAUCCAGGUGUCUGAUAGCGGUCGGCCGCAGCUCCACUCCUCGGCUCUGGUGAGCCUGCGGGUGAUCGAGGAGAGCGUGCACCCUCCGGCCAUCCUGCCCCUGGACGUGUUUGUGACGGUCGCCGGCGACGAGUACGCCGGCGGGGUGCUGGGCAAAGUGCACGCCACCGACCAGGACGUGUACGACACGCUGACCUACAGCCUGGCCCACACGCCCGACUCGGCCCUCUUCGCCAUCUCGCCGACCGACGGCAAGCUGGUGGCGGUCGGGGCGCUGGACGCGGGCCAGUACGCGCUCAACGUCACGGUGACGGACGGGCAGUUCGGCGCCACGGCGCGGGCCAGCGUGCACGUGCGGCCGGCCGAGAGCCGCGCCCUGGACAACGCCAUCGGCGUGCGCUUCGCCGCCAUCGCGCCCGAGGAGUUCAUCGGCGACUACUGGCGCAACUUCCUGCGCGCGCUGCGCAACAUGGCGGGCGUGCGGCGCGGCGAGGUGCAGCUGGUGAGCCUGCAGCCGGCGGCCGACGCCUCCGGGGACCUGGAGGUGCUGCUGGCCCUGGAACGUUCCGGAAGCCCCUACCAGCCUCAGGAGGUGGUGUUCCGGAAGCUCAACGCCUCGGUCGCGGUCAUAGAGGAGAUGACCGGCGUGCGCAUCGUGCGCGUCGUCAAGAAGCUCUGUGUCGGCCUGCCGUCCGACUGCCCGGCGAGGUUCUGCCAGGAGACGGUCACCUUGGAGUCGGCCGCCAUGGCGACGUACAGCACAGCGAGGCUGAGCUUUGUCACGCCGCGGCACCAGCGCCAGGCCACCUGUCUGUGUGAAGGAGGCAAAUGCCCCGCCAUGCCCAACCAGUGUGAGGAGGGCUCCUGCGAUGAUGAGCUUUCCCCGGCGGGCCCGGCGCUGACGUUCGGUGGCAGCGGCUACGCCCGCUACCGGCUGAUGGAGAACGAGAACAAGGAGGAGAUGAAGCUCUCCCUCAGGCUCAGGACUUUCUCCAGUCACGCCACAGUCAUGUACGCCAAAGGCACGGACUACAGCAUCCUGGAGAUUGUGAAUGGCCGCCUGCAGUAUAAGUUUGACUGUGGCAGUGGGCCGGGCCUGGUGUCUGUGCACAGCACCCAGGUGAACGACGGCGAGUGGCACAGCGUCACGCUGGAGGUGGACGGCAACUACGCCAAGCUGGUUCUGGACCGCGUGCACGCCGCCUCGGGCACCGCCCCGGGCAACCUCCGCACCCUCAACCUGGACACCAGCGUCUACUUCGGCGGGCACAUCCGCCAGCUGGCCGCGCGGCACGGCCGCAGCCUGCCCGCGGUCAACGGGCUCCGCGGCUGCAUGGAGGCGCUGGAGCUCAACGGGCAGGAGCUGCCGCUGCGUGCCAACGGCCGGGCACCCCACGCCAUGCUGGAUGAGCUGGUGGACGCCGUGCCCGGGUGCAGCCUGGCAGCGCUGGCAGACGGAUGCUCCAGCAACCCGUGCACCAACGGAGGAACCUGCUCCUCUCUGCCCAACGGAGGCUUCUUCUGCAAGUGCACUGCAGCCUUCAUGGGCACCCACUGUGAGAUUGGCAUUAGCCCCUGUGCCUCCAACCCGUGUCUGUAUGGGGGCACCUGCGUCCCGCGAGCAGACGACUACUACUGCCAGUGCCGCGGACAGUACUCUGGCCAACGGUGUCAGAUCGGUCCAUACUGCAAAGAUAACCCGUGUAAAAACAGCGGCAAAUGUAUCGACAGCCUCGACGGACCCGUCUGUGAGUGCGAACCUGGUUUCCAAGGUGACAGGUGCCUGAGCGAUGUGGAUGAAUGUGUGAAGAACCCAUGUGCCAACGGCGGGCAGUGCCAAAACACCUACGGCUCGUACAACUGCAACUGCUCUCGCGGCUUCGGCGGCCAUCUGUGCGAGAACAUCGUCGAGGUUCGCAACGAGUUUGUCUCCACCUCGUGGAACAUCGGCCUGGAGGAGGUGGUGGGCAUCGUGGUGUUCGUGGCGAGCAUCUUCAUCAUGGUGCUGCUGUUCGUGGUUGUGCGCAAGCGCGUGUGCCGCCGCAAGUCGAAGUCGGGAAACGGCGAGGACAACAAGCGCCCGGGGAGCUCGGCGCCGCACACGUUCCGCCCGUACUUUGACACCAAGCUGAACAAGAACAUCUACUCGGACGUCCCCCCUCAGGUGCCCGUGCGCCCCAUCUCCUACACGCCCAGCAUCCCCAGCGACUCGCGCAACAACCUGGACCGCAACUCUUUCGAGGGCUCGGCCAUCCCGGAGCACCCCGAGUUCAGCACGUUCAACCCGGACUCGGUCCACGGGCACCGCAAGACCGUGGCUGUGUGCAGUGUAGCACCCAACCUGCCCCCACCCCCACCCUCCAACUCGGUCUCAGACAGCGACUCCAUUCAGAAGCCCAGCUGGGACUACGACUAUGAUGCUAAAGUGGUAGAUUUGGACCCCUGCUUGACAAAGAAGCCCGUAGAGGACAGUGCUGGUCAUCCUUACAACACCAGGGGGAGCAUGUCCGAGGUCCAGUCCCUCAGCUCCUUCCAGUCAGAAUCCUGUGAUGACAAUGCCUCCAUAGUGACUGUAAUCCACCUUGUCAACUCUGCCGUUGACUCGGUGGGGCGAGAAGACUCAUUCUCAGUUCAUGAGCUCAAGACCCCAAGAGGCUACCACUGGGACACGUCUGAUUGGAUGCCGAGCGUCCAGCUCCCCGGGAUCCAGGAGUUCCCGCAGUACGAGGUGGUGGAGUCCCCGUUAGCGACCACAGGGGCCGGCCUCUACAGCGACCCCUCCGCCAUGGACACCGACUACUACCCCGGCGGCUACGACAUCGAGAGCGACUUCCCUCCCCCGCCGGACGACUUCCCCGCCCACGACGACCUGCCCCCGCCGCCCCCGCUGCCGGCGGCCGACUACGGCGAGCCCUACGACACGCUCCAGACGCCGGGCGCCCCCCACAGUCCGCGCUCGUCCCCGCGCGUGCGCCAGCGGCCGCCGCUGCCCCAGCUCUACAGCCUCAGCCAGUACCUGCCCCAGCACCACUACCCCUCGGACCACCCCGACUCGCCCGACGGCCCGUCCAGCAACACGCUGACGUCCAACACCUCCAACACCGCCACCAACAACACCACGGCGGCGGGCACGGGCACGGGCGGGAGCGGAGGCCGGGGCGGCGACGGCAGCGGCGGCUACCGGGGCGGCUACUCCAUGGGCUACGAGCCGCCGGCGCUGGACAACAUCUCGCUGUCGCUCUACACGUCCACGGCGUCCUGCUCGGACAUGUCGGCGUGCUGCGAGGAGUCUGAGGCCAUGCUGAGCGACUACGAGAGCGGAGACGACGCCGCCUUCGACCGCCUCACGCUGCCCUCGCUGGACUCCCAGCAGCACACUGAAGUCUGACACUGGAUCCCUAGCACCAUGACAACAACAACAACAACAACAACAACAACAACAAAACAUACAAACACACAUCCAUGUCAACAAAAAAAGAAGUGCCUGAACCCUUAACCUGAGAAGAAAAAUAAUAAUAAAAAAAAAUCAUGUAAUGAAUUAAAUACAGUGAUCAAGCCACCUCCGAUGAGCACACUCUCUACACACCACCACAGUGUACACACGCACACAAAUAUGCAUACACACACACCCGAUCGCAACAACUGUGGUGGUUGUAGAGACUCUUUGAGGGCGCAGCGAGGAACUCUUUCCGGUAGCAAAGGAGAGACAGGUGCCAUGAACUCUGAACUCUGUCUCUUGCGAAGCCUCCUCCGCCUGCUGUGAGGGAAAGCACAUUUGAGUUGGCUGUGCCAUUUGCUUUAAGUAAACAGAUAUCACACAGAAGAGGAGCCAUGCUGAGGUGAACAAGCCCAAGAUUUUAAUGAUAAAGGUACUCGCCACCAUGACAAUAAUGAGACCCAUUUCAGAAGGUGAUAUCUGUAUUUGGAUAGGUACAAACCAUGCAAACGCAUUUUUUAUAUGAAUCCUCGUUCAUUUCUAAUGUAAAUUUAAAUGUACAGUUUUGAUUUCAAGGUUUUACUAGGUUUUGUAGAUAUUUUAUGCUUUUUAUUUCCAAAAAAAAAAGAGAAGACAAGCUCUAAAUGUUUCAUUAUCAGCCUUACUGUAUCUACAUUUCACAAAAAAAAAAGUUGUUUAAAGAUUGAGAUAGAGGUGUAUCAGUUCAUGUCUUUCUUCUGGUCAUUUCAAAAGAAAACUCAAAAAAGGGGUCAGCGAUGAGCGACUGCAUAUUCUUGUGUUCUUUUUUUAAUUAACUGUUUAUUUGUUUUGUUUGUAAAUUGCGACUUUGAAACCUUUUAUUUUUUCCACCACAAAAAUGGGACCCAAUAUAUUUAUAGUUGGAGGAGAUUUAUGGACACGUGUCUGUUUUUCAGGUGUCUGUGCGUGUGUGUGUGAGCGACUCUAUUGUCUUGUUAAGGUUUUUAUUGAAUACUGCCACUAGCUCAUGCUUUCAUACUGGCAAUAAAUUAUUCAAAAAAAUAAUAA
Molecule: messenger RNA, 15159 nt
Organism: Sardina pilchardus (European sardine)
Lineage: Eukaryota; Metazoa; Chordata; Actinopteri; Clupeiformes; Clupeidae
Gene: fat1a
Product: FAT atypical cadherin 1a
Biological process (GO): homophilic cell-cell adhesion
Cellular component (GO): catenin complex; plasma membrane
Molecular function (GO): calcium ion binding; cadherin binding
Source: RefSeq, a predicted model, not a curated record